Messenger RNA from Nannizzia gypsea CBS 118893, 1431 nucleotides. Its product is annotated as mitochondrial outer membrane protein MMM1. The record is from RefSeq and is a predicted model, not a curated record. Gene Ontology annotation, biological process: phospholipid transport; mitochondrion organization. Gene Ontology annotation, cellular component: ERMES complex; endoplasmic reticulum. Gene Ontology annotation, molecular function: lipid binding. Lineage: Eukaryota; Fungi; Ascomycota; Eurotiomycetes; Onygenales; Arthrodermataceae. The transcript has 3 exons. Bases 1 to 1431 code for a protein of 476 amino acids.
AUGUCCAGUCCUGAAAAUGCCUCCUGCCCAACUCCGCAGCAUUCGCUGUCAUUUACGCAAGGUCUACUGCUCGGUCAACUUUCUGUUGUCCUCCUAAUAGGCGCGUUUAUCAAAUUCUUCAUAUUCGGAGAAGCCCCUUCUUCAUCCUCGAGAGGUAUAUCACAGCGAGCAGCACCUCGCAAACGGUCAUAUUCUGUCAACAGUACACUCUUUAGAGAUGCAGCUUCAAGAUCGCUGAAAGAGUCGGCCUCGUCCAACGUCUUGCGCCCCGUUCCCUCCUCGUCCACAAACACAAAGUCCAUCCUCCGAAAAACCUACUACAAUGCGAUCCCUACUAACUUCCAGAAAAAUGGUCGGAACCGUCUCCACCAUUCUACCCAUCAACCGGAAUCAUUAGAUUGGUUUAAUGUUUUGAUUGCUCAAUUGAUUGCGCAGUACCGGCAGACUGCAUACUUACUCAAAGACUCGCCCACAUCAUCCAUUCUCGACUCUCUUACGGAGACACUGAACAACGUGGAAAAGAAACCAUCAUGGAUUGACAGAAUCAACGUUACAGAUAUCUCAAUUGGUGAAGAAUUUCCUAUAUUCAGUAACUGCCGUGUUAUUGCCGUCGACGAUCCAAAUUCGGAUGGAGGAAGACUGCAAGCAUUAAUGGAUGUCGAUUUAAGCGAUGACAACUUAUCACUCGCUAUCGAAACCAACUUGCUACUAAACUACCCAAAACCAGCUUCCGCUGUACUACCAGUUGCUUUGUCAGUAUCUGUUGUACGAUUCUCCGGAACUUUGUGCAUAUCCUUUGUUCCCAGCCCUGGCACAACGUCGGAAAGCAGCCCUAACCCGCAACCUCAUUCAGAGGGCCAAAACGAAUCUCGACCUGGCCAAGAGGUCCCCGGAAGACCUAGUAGCAAAGACGGAGUCAGGUCGGGAAUACCAAAAACAAGCCUUGCAUUUUCGUUCCUACCCGACUACCGCCUAGACAUCUCAGUUAGAUCACUCAUUGGAUCACGCAGCAGACUUCAGGAUGUUCCCAAAGUUGCGCAACUCGUUGAAGCACGGGUUCAAUCGUGGUUUGAGGAUCGUGUUGUAGAACCUCGAGUGCAACUAGUUGCCUUACCAGGUAUAUGGCCACGGAUGGGACGUACUGGUGUUCGAGCGCAAGAAGAUCACGAUACGGUCUCAAUUGACUCAGAUGACCCCGAAAUCAAAGCUACACAUAGUGGGUUUACCACCAUUAACCCGAAUCGUGACGGAGUACAGACUUCAAGGGACCUAAACAUGGAUGGACUAAGAUAUCGACGAGGUAACGGAGGGGAUCAGCCUACGCCUGAAAACUACGACCACCUACCCCAAGGCACUGCUCACCCGAGGCCAACCCCUGGGGAGCAGUUUAGAUUACCAGGGUCAUUACCGGGUGCACCUGCUAUAGCGUAA